ACAGGCCUCAUUUUCUGCAUGCAAAAUGUGUGUGUUCUUUUAAAAGCCAGUGGUUGGCUGGUUUUCCGGACAUGAUGUGGUUGAAGCUGUCAUCGUAAUGGAAAUUCAUUGCUGUAGCUAUGGUAAAUCGAGUUUUCUGCCUGUGCUGAAUGCAUUAGUCUAAUGAGAUGUUUGCAGCUGGAGAGCGGAGCUGCUGGAGACUUUCAGUUUGCUAGCAGACAGGGAGAAGAUGGCUUUUGCGAGGGGCUGUGUGCAUGUGCUGGCAAUCAUCUGUCCUUCAAGUCAAAACAACAGUGCUCAGUAAGGAGACUGACAGCUGUUCUGCAAAGGCUAAUAGGUUCUGUGUUCCCUGCUACUAAGUGAGUGAUCAUAUUAAGAGAUGCAGUCUCCAAGGAUACCUGGCAGAAAACGAGGAAGGCCCCCACUUCAUUCGAACCCUUUGAAGAUGGCUGUCCAUAAUCUCUACACUGGGUCAGCUGGAUCCAUGCCAACUGUAAAAAUUCCAAAGAAAAGAGGCAGAAAGCCAGGUUUUAAGUAUAUGAGGGCUCCUGUACCACUGUUCCACUUACCUGAUGAAGGGUCCAUAGCAAAGUCGAAACGUUGUUUCUCUCUGCAUGCCCUCACAAUAAAUCUUCAAGCAUUGCAUCUUCGGAGUCUAAAGUCUCGUGUUAUUAUGACCCCAUUAGCAAUUUCGCCACCGCGCAGCACUCCAGAGCCAGAUAUUAGCUCAAUUCCUCAGGAUGCAGCUACUGUACCCAACUCUGCUGUUCCCCAGGCUCUUACAGUUUGCAUAUACGUGAACAAACAUGCCAACACCGGACCUUAUCUUGAUAGAAAAAAGGUUCAGCAACUGCCUAAUCAUUUUGGGCCAGAGCGGCCGUCCAUGGUUUUACAGCAAGCAGUUCAAGCCUGCAUUGACUGCGCUCAUCAGCAAAAAAGCGUCUUCUCUCUUGUGAAACAAGGCUAUGGAGGGGAAAUGGUCUCAGUUUCAGCAUCAUUUGAGGGCAAGCAGCACCUUCUUAGCCUUCCUGUAGUGAACAGCAUUGGUUAUGUCCUUCGUUUCCUGAAAAAACUUUGCCGUAGCCUCAUCUGUGACAAUCUGUUCAGCAACCAACCCUUCAUUCAGUACAGCACUGCAUCAGACAACCCAAAAGAAUAUGACACAGGGAGAAUGGAGUCAGAAACUGUAAUACCUGAAGAUUACUUGGUGGAUCCUGUGAACACAAAAAGGUACAAUGUAGACCCAUCAGAUUCUGCCUUCAACUACAUGGGCUCUGUUUAUCCUAUGAGGCAGAACUCUGGAGAAGGACGUCUUGGAGGAGCAGGAGGCUCAUCAUCCUGCAACCAUCGAUCUUCUGGGGGGCAAUCAUCUGUGGGUUUGAGACGGCAAGCAUCAAGCCCCACCAGUAACGGAUCUUAUAUGGAGGGGAACAGAAGUGCCUCUAGUCCUUCCCCUGAAAACCAGGAGGCAUGUAGACCAAUGAGCAAAGACCCUUCCAACUGGAGUGUUGAAGAUGUUGUGUGGUUUGUGAAAGAUGCUGAUCCUCAGGCUUUAGGGCCUCACGUUGACCUCUUUAGAAAGCAUGAAAUUGAUGGCAAUGCUUUGCUGCUGCUAAGAAGUGACAUGGUCAUGAAAUAUUUGGGACUAAAACUUGGGCCUGCCCUGAAGCUCUGCUACCACAUCGAUAAGCUGAAACAAGCCAAGUUCUGACAGUUAUACUAGUAUAGUACUUUCACAAUAUACAGUAGAUAUUGCCUUAUUUUUUUUUUUAAAGGCCAUUUUGACAGGUUUUGCCACUUUUGUUGCCAAGGCUUCUGUUUUAAAAUAAACAUGAUAUUUCCUUCUUAUUUACUGAAAAACAUUUAUAAUGAAUAACAGCCCGAAACCGAUUGUACUAAUAUUCCUCUUCUGUAUUUGACCAUUUUUAUACGUCUGCCACAAAAGCUGGUAAAGUGACCUGAUUUGUUUAAUCUUGUUUUUUUAUAGGCAUGCAGCAUGGAACACAACUGCUAUACAUGGCUAGGACAUUAAAUACAAAUGUUACUAGGGCAGCUGCAAAAAUACUAUACAUUACUAUAUUACUAUACAUUACUAUAGUAACAACAAAUGUUUGUCUUUUACAGACAGUGCAGAAAAAUUGAUUUAUUUUUAUCUUCUAAAGCCAGUACAUUGAAGAAAAGGCUUUAUAUUUUUUUUUCAAAGCAAGUAUGAAUACAAAAAAAUUUUCAUGAUGCUAUUCCCGCUCAGCUCAGAAUGCCUCUGGCAGCUGACUGGGCUGCCAUUUUUUGGACAUGAAUGGUAGACAAUGCAAUACUGAUGAACCAGGGUUUGUUAUUCCUGUUGAUUUAUGGAAAUGUGCUUUGCCUUAAGCCAAAAAUUGGGGAGAAUGGUUAUUUGCUCUUCUAGAUACACCCAAAACUCCACCUUAAACUUCAGUAAGAUUUCAGUGAGAGUGAAUGUUAAUUUCCAUUUCUACAUAGUCUUGAAAAUAUUAUCAGACUAAAUGACAAAUACACCAAUGUUUUACUGUAUCUGGAAUCAUAUGUAAGCUAAGGAGGUACCUGACCAAAAGUUGGACAUCAAGAUGGGGCCUUGAAAAAAGGUUGUAUUGGUUCUUGAACUGAAAAGUUUGACAACCACUGGCUUAAGCAUUAAUAGCUCAGUUUUCCAUUCAUUUGUUUUUUUAUUCUCUUGUAUUUAAAAUAUACAGAAUUACCACAACUGCCAUUACAGUAAACUUCCCCUCUGCAUCUGUAAGUGCAGUAGACAUAAAAGUAUAAACCAAGGCAGCAACCCAGACAUGUAAUGAGAUCACUAGGAAGGGAAACCGGGAACCAUUCGCUGGUGACAUCAUCAAAGUGGUAAGCAAGGGAAUUAAAUAGUGGGAGUUUGUUUAUAGACUUCUAGCGUCACAAGAUUUGGUUUAUUAAAUUGCUUCAUUGUAAAACGUAGAGCUUUAUUAAUACAGUAAAUAUAAACACAUUCUCUUUAAAACAAAUCCAAAACUGGAAUAUUUCGCUAAGUUGAGUUUAAAACGUAAUCAUGUCAGACCGCUUGUAAUUUUUUAACUGUUUACUGUAAAAUGUGAAAUGUAUGUAUUUCUUGGAUUUUGUAUAAUAGGGUGUAUAUAACACUUUGAGCAGUUCAUAGAUGUUUAUGGAAAUAUAGAAAGGUGUAUUCCAGUUGAGGCUCAUUUAAAAACCCUCUUCAUUGUAAUUCCCCUAUUUUGUGCUGGGAAGUUAAAGUGAGGAUAUAAUUUAGAAUAUAAGCACAUCUUGUGAUGUUUAACUUUCAUUUUUUAAUUUUAUAUACAUGACGUUAGGAAGCAAAAAGUCAAAAACUUCCAGACAUAUUUUUUACAAUUAGUAUCACGUGUAAAUCAAUUUUUAUAUAUCAUAAGAUUUUGUGUGCUUUUUGUUGAAAUAUGAGUGCCUAUUGUAAUUGCUUUUUUGUUCCGCAUGUCUCUGAGUGAAAAAUUUUGAAGUGGGCCAAGCUAUAUACAUCCGACAGCCAACAAAACCUGUAGCUAAUGACAAUGUAUAAUGCUCAAAAGAUAAAAACCAACUGUUAAAGGAACAGCAAAGAAAUAUACUGUACAUGUAAAGUUUAGCUUAGUAUGAAAGAAAGCUCAUACAUUUUGAUCUAAUACUCUACAGAUAUACGUAUCUACAGGUAUAUAUAUAAGGGAGAACGCUAGAUGAGGCCAAUAUGUUGGUCACUCCCCAGCAAUACUAUGCCAAUGUGCAUCUUCUAUAAAAAUUGCACUGGCUCAGGGGAAAUAAAUUUGGUGCUAAACCAAUAUGUUUGAUCCUUUUCUUAAGUGUACCUCCCUCUGCCCUGAGCAGGCCCUUGCACAAAGUAGUACUGUUAAAGAGCAAGUACUGAGUACUGUUAACUGAGCAUGUUAGCUAGCAAUUAUUAUGGGGGUUCAUUUGCAGCACCAUUUGCAAUCACAAAUGGAAUAGGUACAAAGUUUUGCAAGAAUUUUGCAGAAGUUUGCAAGAAUAGUUUUUUUCAUUGUUGAUGCCCAAUCAGGACAGUCAGCAUGAAAAUAUGGUACAGUAUAUUGUGAAUAAGCAAAUCCCUUUUGAGAAAUAAACUAGCAUUGCUAACAGGUUGCUGCGCAAAAGCUGAAUGUAUAUGCUCUGUAACUGAGGCUGUAUAUAUUUUUAUGUAUAUAUAUGUAUAUUGAGCUUUGUUAUAAGUUGAAAUUAUAUUGAAUUGUGUCAUGUCGCUGUAUCUAUUUUUGUUUAAUUUGCCAGUUUUAUAUUGCAUAUGUAAGAAAAUUCACAUCUAUGUAUGGCAGGCUUACAGUGGUUAUCAGCUAAAAGACAAAGGACAAAGCAUUAAUGAUCACUUAUUACACUUUAUAGUAAAAUAAUGAUGGCUUUAUUUUCAAACUGUACAGUUAGAAAACAGUGUAUUCUGUGCGUUAUUUGAAUAUGAUAUAGUGUCUAACACAGAUGCCUCCCAACCUGAAUAGCCCUUUCAUAUGAGCCUGUAGAGCUUAGAUCAUCUCACUGCAAGCACUUGCAAAUAGUUUGCCUUGCAGGGUUAAAAUGGCAAACUAGAUUAACCUGCUGGAUAUCCUAGAUUCCCCAAUUCCAUCAUAUAAAUUAUAAUAAAUUUGCCCCCAGCAAAUUUUCAAGCUCGAAUAAAACUUGAAAACUCAAAUAUCUCGAAUUGAAAAUAUGACUACUUUGCUUAGGACACCUCUUACUGACUGUAGAAACUCGCAAGCUUUUAAAUGGCGAAUUUUCACAUUCGAGUUUACAGGUUUUUUUUCACUUAAUAAAUACCAGACAUUCAAGCUUUUGAACCAUAAUUCGAAUUUGUGUUUUUUUUAGCGCUUGAAUCAUGAAAAAACAUUAAACUUGAGAGAUGAUAAAUUCCCCCCUCCAAGUGUAAAUGCACUUGGUUCAUAUCAUGUCACUAGGAUGUUUGUCUAAAAAUCUUUAUUUACCUGCUUUCAGAACAUGAGAUUAAUGAUGGCUGGGAGCAUGAGGAAAGACUUGACAGUCUUCCUCUGUAGACUGAAGUCCCUGUUUACCAUGUCUAAUUCCAACACAGCCUCUUACUGGGUAUUACAAUACAUAUGCAGAACACUUGGUGCAUACUAUUACAUAUGGGCCUAUGUAGUAGACAACUACCUGAAAUGCUGUUAUAUACUAAGGCCAUAGCUUGUUCACUUCUCGUAAAGACGUUUAAAACACCUACUAUCUGUGGAUGGUGCCCCACUGAAGCCAAUGGGGUAAUACUUGCAAAGGAUAAUGGGCUGUAUGACACCAACCACAAAUCUAAGUUGUGUCCUUUUAUAAUUGUACAGUACAAUAAGCCGUGAUGUAAUAUUUCAUAUGUAUCAACAUAAUAUUAAACAUGAAAAGGGUGUAAAACAUGGGCUACAUUUAAUGCAAUAGUGAUAUCAACCUGGUGCUAUCCCCUCUGCAGGAAACAUCUAAUGGCCUUUAACUGUGAAUAAUAAUAAUAGUGCUAGUUGCUAGUUAUCUAAAUUGGUACCCUAGGUAUUUCCCAGUGAAUUUUAUUUAAAUGUAUAAAGGAAUUCUUUUCUGGCAAAAUUAGUGCUGAAUUGUUCCCAAACUGGUAAAUAUUCAUUAUUGCCCACUGACUAACUGCAAUGAACAGUAAACACAAGAUAUUUUUCUAGCCCUAAACAACUUCCUACAAUUUAGUAGCACAACAUACACAGGUAUGAGGUCUUUUCUUCAGAAACCUGUUUUCCAGAGACCUUUUAUUAUGGCAAUGACAUUUUGAGUCCUAUUUAAGUAAAGAAUUGUUUUUUUAUGGAUGUCCUUGAACCCUAUGAUAACAAUAAUAAUAAACCAGUACCCAAAAAAUCCAUGGAUUUCAGAUAAAAGAUCCAUACCUGUACUGAUAUAAAGAAAUAUGUGUAUUUACUUAUUUAAGAUCAAAAAGCAAAAAGGAAUCAAACAGC
This is a messenger RNA of Xenopus tropicalis (tropical clawed frog), 5954 nucleotides long. It is a transcript of the gene scml4, whose product is annotated as Scm polycomb group protein like 4. Gene Ontology annotation, cellular component: nucleus. NCBI's taxonomy places the organism in Eukaryota, Metazoa, Chordata, Amphibia, Anura, Pipidae. The record is from RefSeq and is a predicted model, not a curated record. The transcript is spliced from 9 exons. The coding region runs from base 380 to 1711 and encodes 443 amino acids.